Molecule: messenger RNA, 611 nt
Organism: Chaetomium fimeti
Lineage: Eukaryota; Fungi; Ascomycota; Sordariomycetes; Sordariales; Chaetomiaceae
Exons: 1
Coding region: 145-525 (126 amino acids)
Source: RefSeq, a predicted model, not a curated record
UGUAAGUGCAGAUAUGGAACCGAGGCGGUGACGCUACUCCAAGGCGUACAGACAUGAUAGGUGAUUGAGAAAAGUGAUUGAUCAUUUUCCCAAAUUAUCAUGAACAGGGAGCACAUAGUAUGAGGCCUCACGUCUCAUUGUAUUAUGAAUACACACAGCAAUUGGGCAGCCAUGGACUGUCUACUUGGUCCUGUGCCUGGGAUCGCGGGUCUUGGCGCAUCUAUACUGCGACAUCGUGGCUUGCCACGGCCAAACCCGAACCAGUCGAUCGCCUGCUUCAUGUUGACAGGCAUGCAAUGUCUGAACGCGGCGAUAGGGAAUGUCUUGGUUUGGAAGUUGGUGGUGACAAUGAUGAAAAACCUGACGCGGGAUGUCGAAGCACGGUGGACCGAAUCGGGGCUCAGCCUUAGGCGUUGUCACGGUGGCCGCAUUGGGGGCGACCUAGUUCGAUGCCCACAGCCUCGUUCCAGAAGGGCGCGGAAGGGAAGGGAGAGUCGAAAAAAACCCAAAGAAAAAGUAUCCUAGGUAGAUUUAGGCAGUGUACAGGUCAUCAUCGGCCAUCUCCGCCUGCCGUCAAGGUGAUGUUGAUAUUCAACGGCAGUUCCCAUGUU